Molecule: messenger RNA, 1173 nt
Organism: Puma concolor (puma)
Lineage: Eukaryota; Metazoa; Chordata; Mammalia; Carnivora; Felidae
Source: RefSeq, a predicted model, not a curated record
AUGGCAGACAUGAACUGCAGCCCCAGGCCUGUCCACCUGGCCCAGGUGAGUUUCGUCAUCCCAGCCUUCAACUCCAAUUUCACUCUGGACCUGGAGCUGAACCAUCACCUCCUCUCCUCACAGUAUGUGGAGCGCCAUUUUAGCCGGGAGGGGACAACUCAGCACAGCACCGGGGCCGGAGACCACUGCUACUACCAGGGGAAGCUCCGCGGGAACCCCCACUCCUUUGCCGCCCUCUCCACCUGCCAGGGGCUGCAUGGGGUCUUCUCGGACGGGAACUUCACCUACAUCGUGGAGCCCCGCGAGAUGGCCAGGCCUCGGGAACCCCCCCAGUACGAGCCGCGGGGUGUGUCCUGUCGAGAGGCGGUGAACGAGUGCGACAUCGCGGAGACCUGCACCGGGGACUCGAGCCAGUGUCCCCCUAACCUGCACAAGCUGGAUGGUUACUACUGUGAUCACGAACAGGGCCGCUGCUAUGGAGGUCGCUGCAAAACCCGGGACCGGCAGUGCCAAGCCCUUUGGGGCCACGCGGCUGCUGAUCGCUUCUGCUAUGAGAAGCUGAACGUGGAGGGGACAGAGCGUGGGAACUGUGGACGCAAGGGGUCAGGCUGGGUCCAGUGCAAUAAACAGGACGUGCUCUGUGGCUUCCUCCUCUGUGUGAACAUCUCUGGAGCUCCUCGACUGGGAGAUCUAGGGGGGGACAUCAACAGUGUCACCUUCUACCACCAGGGCAAGGAGCUGGACUGCAGGGGUGGCCACGUCCAGCUGGCUGACGGCUCCGACCUGAGUUACGUGGAGGAUGGCACAGCCUGUGGGCCCAACAUGCUGUGCCUGGAUCAUCGCUGCCUGCCUGCCUCUGCCUUCAACUUCAGCACUUGCCCGGGCAGCGGGGAACGCCGGAUCUGCUCCCACCACGGAGUCUGCAGCAACGAAGGGAAGUGCAUCUGUCAGCCCGACUGGACAGGAAAAGACUGCAGCAUUCACAACCCCCUGCCCACGUCUCCACCCACGGGGGAGACGGAGAGAUAUAAGGGUCCCAGCGGUACCAACAUCAUCAUCGGCUCCAUCGCGGGGGCUGUCCUGGUCGCAGCCAUCGUCCUGGGCGGCACGGGCUGGGGAUUUAAAAACAUCCGCCGGGGAAGGUACGACCCGACCCAGCAGGGGGCAGUGUGA